GUAUAGCCAGUGUCAUGCCUGUAUGCAUGUAUAAUAUGCUCUUAUUAGAUAGAUUAGCCAAGAUUGUGUUGCAAAUUAGGAAAGUUAAGAUUUCAACAGUGACUUGUAUGUUUGAAUGAUUUAUGGAAUCCUGAUUGGUUUUUAUGUGAGAUGAAAUACAUAUGUGUAUGCAUCAUAGAUUUUAUUAAGAAUUUAUAUCUUGAACGUUUUUGUGAUGUAUAUUUACACUAUUCAGGACAUAGUUAGAAAACAAAAGGUUAUAAAUGGAGACUGUGAUGAAUACACUUACAUAUCUUCAGUUUUAUGAAUAAAUUUAAUGAAUAACUUGUCAUGUAGGUUAAAUUACAUGCCUGGGAUUGUAGUUAAACAUUUGAAAAGGACUUAAGAAAUGUGAAUAAGUAAGAUCUAUAUUUGGCAAUGUGACUGGAUAUAUCAAUAUAUUGUACACCAUACUGACGACUGAAGAUCGUGACAAGAGGUCAAAAUGUCGUCCAUCCCUCUCUUAGUCAACCACAGGUACCCAAACAGAAUGGGUGACCAGCCUUAUUUGGAGGACAAACCGGACAGUGCUAGAGGCUGGCAGCAACAGGGGGAUGAUGUACCCAUCGAUAUUGAGCAGAUGCACACACUGUACAUUCCUAAGCAUGAUGGCGGAAAGACUUUAAUGCGUCGGCGUCGGACCUCCUCCAAGCGGAGGUCGUCGUCACGGAAAAAAAAAAAUGAGCACAUGGACAUGAAUGAUCUCCUUGAUGAUGAAGACAACCACCUGCUGCCAAGUCUCCGCAUGCAGCGCAGGCAGCGGAUCAAGUCACUGAAGGACCGUCGCCAUGACCUUGAGGAUGAAAAGCGAGCGGAGGACGAAGAGGAGGAGACACUGAAGCAGCGUUUUCAGAACAUGAAGAAUAGGGACGACAUCGGCACCUCCCACCUUGCUGACCUCCUUCGGUCCUCGACGUUACGCAAGAUGAAGAAAAUGACCGACUGGAAAGAACCAAGGGUGUUUGAACCAAAACAUAAUAGGAGAAUGGAAAGACUGAAAAGACGAAAACGUGAACUAUUGUCACGAUUUUCAGUAUGGCUGACGUCAUUCAAAAUCAUUGAAGGCAAGUUUGGGACUGCAGUGAUGAUUUAUUUCCGCUUCAUCCGCUGGCUCUUCUUCCUCAACCUAUUCCUAACCCUUGUCUGGAUCUGUGUCAUUAUCAUCCCCUUCCUGGCCCAGGGAUCCAUCUCAUUUUCCCAGACUGUGAACAUCCCAACCAUAAACUCCACCAACUACCACGGUUUGGCCACAAACUGCACGAAUGAAUAUCACGUGUACAGUAGCACUAUACAGAAGAAGGAUUCGACAUUUGAAAAAGUGUUGGAUGUCCUGCAGGGAACUGGUUGGAUGGAGCGCACAGUGCUGUUUUACGGAUACUACUACAAUAGCACACUUAAGGAGGGGCAUGAGGAUUACUACAACUACAACAUGGGCCUGGCAUACCUUCUCUCAUUUGGAGUUUCUUUCCUUGUAUGUCUCCUGCUCAUUGUGAGGAGUUCAGCACAGUCUGUGAAAACAACAUUUGGUUUGGAGACAUCAGUGGCAGCCUACACUAACAGGGUUAUUGCGGGCUGGGACUUCGCCAUCUCCAAUAAGAAGGCUGCCAAGGUCAAGAAGGCAAACCUAUACUUUGAAUUCAAGUCGAGUCUGGAGGAGGAGACAAACAAGAGACGUCGGGAGGAUCGAACUGCCAACAAGGUGGCCACCAUUACAUUUAUCCGCAUCAUGGUUCACAGCACUGUUCUUGGACUCCUGGCUGGGUCACUCUUCCUUGUGUACUAUACUACUGACAAACUGCUACAGUUGCAAGAGCGUGACUUGAGUGAGAUAGUGGCCCUGAUUGUACAGUACCUGCCGUAUCUGACCAUCACCGUGCUCAACUUCUCCAUCCCCAUCGUGUUCCAGAAACUAGUUGUCCUCGAGGAUUACUCACCCAACCUCGCACUCAAGCUUACUCUCUUCAGGUCCAUUAUAUUACGGCUUGCAUCGCUGGUUGUGCUGAUAAUAUCGCUGUACCGUCUCCUCAUUAGCAACUCUGACCCCGAGGCAGGCUUCUGCGGGAACAGACUCUGGGAAAAAACUGCAACCGAUGUCAAAGGAAGCAUAAAGUGUUGGGAGACGUAUGUGGGACAGCAGAUCUACAAGCUGGUCUUGCUGGAUCUGAUUGUGGAGACGAGCAUUGUUGUGUUCAUACAGCUUCCUCGCAGGUUAAUCUUUGACAGAUUUGGCGAUACUUGGCUCAUCAAGAAGAUAGGACCCAAUGAGUUUGACCUGCCACAAAGCGUUAUAGACAUCAUAUACUCCCAAACUCUCUGCUGGUUGGGGAUGUUUUUCAGCCCUCUAAUCCCACUAAUGACUUUCAUCAAAUGCUUCAUUUUCUUCUACCUUCGAAAGUGGGCUUUGAUGUAUUUGAAUGCAAAGUGGUCGUUGCUGUCCCACUGCGCCCAAACAGAGAACACGUACCGCACAUCACGCUCACACUCCCUUUUCAUGUUUGUUUUGCUUCUAUCCUUUGUGUUCGCAUUCGCCCCAAUAGGAUAUAUGAUCAGCAGUAUGACCCCGAGUCAGAGUUGUGGACCUUUCCGGGUGUAUAGUUCCACAAACUACACAAUGUUCACUGCAUUGUCUAACGAAGUGGAGACAUGGCCAGGGACUCUAACCAAAUUUAUCUUCUUUCUCGGCUCAUCUGGAUUCUUCAUCCCUGCCAUUAUUCUACUUGGGUUACUGAUGUACUACUUUUGGUUACUAAGCCAAGGCUACAAACACAGAGAAAAGAUCCUUAGCGAGCAAUUGAAACUAGUUUCCAAAGAUAAACAGUUUUUACUGAACAGAGUCAAUGAAGUUUUAGUUAGUUCCACAUAGCAGCAGUGCACACAGAAUCCAUAGUGUAUUACCUUAAGUGCUGAAAUGAACAACCAUAAUUGUCUAUUGCAAUUUAACCUAGGAUUAGUGCCGAGAAGAAAUGAACUCUAAAGUUAUGAAAAACAAGUUUUGCAAAAUAAUGUGCCUCUAUGGUUAGUGCCAAGAAAAAAUGAACUAAUAAUGAAAAUAAUGACAAUCAAGUUUUGCAAAAUAAUGUGCCAAGAGUUUUAGCUCCAGCAGGUUUUGCACAAUUGUAAAGACAUUAACUACUGUUCAAACGUUUGGAAGUGAAAGUGUUGAUAUAGCAGAGGAUUUAUGCAUACAUUCUGUGAUUACUUUAUACAUGUACAUGUUUGUGUUUUUUCAACUGCCGCUCAAUUAUUCUUUGCCUUAUGUUUGGUGUAGAUAGCUGCUGUAUUUGAUGUCUUUCUAUACAAUAGCACAUUGUCUGGGACAGUAUUAUUCAGGAAAUUGGCAUUCAGAAAUGUUCAGACACAGCCUUCCAGUCUUAUACAGAACAACCUGUUUAUUGUUUUUACCUCUUUUAUCACCUUCAAUGCCAAUGCUCAUUCUGUUUUAAAAUAGCUGAUGGUAUUCCUUUUAAGUUCCCGGAGGUUAGGCCAAUUAAAAUCGCACUGUCUGCUCAUCCUGUUUUGGCAUGUCAGGGCUUUAACUUAGUGUUAAACAGUUGGAUUUUGAAAUUAACCUGGCUCAGAUGUUCAACAAACAAGGCAACAUGUUGUAGGCAAGACCCAUGUCCCUACCUUGAUGGUCAAUGUCACACCCUAAGGUUAAUUAUAACAGAAUGCUCCAUAUAUGCACAUAGCAAAUAGGGGGUUGUGUCAGAGCAGUAACUUUGUCAUGCAAGGGGGGAUAUUGUAUAAUAUGCCAUGUUCAGCAGACAAAGGUGACAUUGUAAGAUGCAGGUUCAUUGCUCUGGAUGUGUGACUUGCAAAUCCCUGGUCCUUACCUCAUAGUUCAUUGCUCCCCCACACUUGAAGUCAACAAGCAUGGGGUCUUACAUACAUGCUUAUUAACUAUGUAAGCACUUUCUGGAUGUAUUAUUUGAUUGAUUUGAUACUUAAUUUGGCCAUCAUUGUUUUUGAUAAAUGAUGUACAUACCAAUAAUUGCGAGACUGAGACCUUCUGAUUUACACUUACAUGAAAAUGUGCACCUCUUAAGACUUGAGCUUAUAUUAUAAGCUAAAAGUAGCUAACUUUCUGAAAUCAACUGAUAUAGAUUAUAAACUGGUGUCUGUCAAAGUCUACAAAAUUCUCAAUGAUUUUAUAUGCUGACUGUAACAUAAACUUAUACACACAAAUAUAAUUAAACCUAUUUUUAUUCUAAAUGAAGACAUGUUUGUCUAAAUUUUGUUUCCUUUUCCUAUAUGUUUGUAUUGUGCAAUAUACUAGUAUGUACAACUCCCAACAGAUAAAUACCAGUGGUGUUUCAUGGGAUUAAUCAGCUAAGGAGUUUAUAUAUAGUACCGUAAUAUAAUGUUUGGCAACAUUAUUCAUUUACAAAAUGAUUCAACACUGAAAUAUAUAUUUUAAGUUGUUUUCUUUAUAGGUCUGUUCACUUGUGAUUUUUUUAUUAUUUACAAAUCGGAUGAUUUCCACUUUCCAGCAGUUUUUUUCAAAAUGUUAAGCUUAUUUACAAUAUGCCUUUAUAGAUAUCAUGUGUUACAAUGAAAGUGCAGUUGUCUGGAUAUACUCAUGUAAAUCUAUAUUUUACUCAUGUCUUCCAUCCAUUUCUAGCAUAUGUUUUUUCUUGUGCAUAUGUGUUUAAGUUUUAUUUACUCAAGUAAUUGCUUUCCCUAUUUGAUAUUAUGGAUAUUAUAUAUAACAAUUACAAUAAUAAGAAACUCAGUUCUGUCUGAACUAUGCAACUUUUAGCAUAUGGUCAUAGGAAAUGGUCUGUUAUUAGUAUAAAGUUUAUUGGUAUAUAAAGGCAUUUUAUUUUAUGUUAUUAUCUGAAAGCUUAUGUGAACCUGUUGGUUACUUUUGACUGUAAUUUAUACAAAUAUAGAAUGUUAUGUUACUUUGAACAAUGUUGAAUUGUUCAUUGUUUUUAUAUAUAAUAAAGGACAAUCUCAUAGAAAU
Molecule: messenger RNA, 5005 nt
Organism: Mya arenaria
Lineage: Eukaryota; Metazoa; Mollusca; Bivalvia; Myida; Myidae
Product: transmembrane channel-like protein 7
Exons: 19
Coding region: 485-2902 (805 amino acids)
Cellular component (GO): plasma membrane
Molecular function (GO): mechanosensitive monoatomic ion channel activity
Source: RefSeq, a predicted model, not a curated record